UUUCCUCGGGAGCUUCGGGUGAAGGAGAUGUCGGCUGAGCUGCGAAUCGUGAAUAUAUUUAAUGACCAAGGGACGCGUAAAUCAGUGCAACUCUUACCAGCAAUAUUACCUGACAGAUAUCAUGCUGGUUCCCCCUCAUGGCUAGUCAUUGGGGACUUCAAUCUCCACCAUUCAGUCGGGGGGGGGGAGGGUGCUGAGAAAGACGCUGAGGCGGAUGAGCUCCUAGACGUGCUGGAGGUGGCAGGACUAGAUAACCGGCUACCGCAGGGCGCAGUGACCAGGGAAAGAGGUGGAAAUAAGACAACCAUUGAUCUAGUACUGGCGUCUCGUAACCUGCGGGAACGAAUUAUCAACUGUGGGACGGAUGUCAAGGUUCAUGCUGAUUCAGACCACCUACCGAUCCACACGUUGCUGGACAUCCACACUUCACUAGAAGAGGAGCCUGUCCCCGAGGAUGAUCACCAGGUAUAUGCUGCACUCCGCAACCGGAAAAGCAGGGUGAUUGGCAGGACGCUGAAAACUGGCUUCCGAAACUGGGUUAAAUCGGCCACUGAACAGGGCCCCCGGGGCCUCUGGAAAGUAUCGAAGUGGGCCAGGAACAGGGACCAGAGCAGUGGCAGCAGUAUGAUACCGCAGCUAAAGAUGCCAGGCAGCUCCGCCUCGCCUGCGAAAAGCAAUCUAGAGAAGGUCAACGAAUUAAUUUCGCUGUCUGAAUUGAUUCGUUAUAGCCCGAUUUUACUGUACUGGACUUCAGAUGUGUCCGAGGAAGGCGGUGGUGGCUGGCAACACUUGCCCCAGUUUGCUCUCACUUAA
Penicillium argentinense is the source of this 813-nucleotide messenger RNA. RefSeq lists its product as uncharacterized. The record is from RefSeq and is a predicted model, not a curated record. Gene Ontology annotation, molecular function: catalytic activity. The transcript is spliced from 2 exons. The annotation marks the transcript as partial. NCBI's taxonomy places the organism in Eukaryota, Fungi, Ascomycota, Eurotiomycetes, Eurotiales, Aspergillaceae.